Lactuca virosa is the source of this 465-nucleotide messenger RNA. Lineage: Eukaryota; Viridiplantae; Streptophyta; Magnoliopsida; Asterales; Asteraceae. The record is from the annotation of a GenBank genome assembly.
AUGAACUAUGGAUUCAACUUCAAGAACACUCGCCUAAAAUCAUCAACAGCUAUGCAAACAUUUCGUUUUGCAUUGUUUAUGGCCUUCGGCAUUUGGUUAUUAUACCAGAUCAAUCAAUCAUCCACAAAGAAGAGUAUCACUGGUGAGAUCUUCUCAAUCCAUCUCAACAACCAGCGAAUUUCCAGCAUAUUGGGACGAAAAGGGCGAGUCACACCAUUGAAGUCGACUCACCGAGUCAACUCAGAAGUGAUUCUAGAUGAUACAACGAAUCCCGGUGAACUCAAUGAUGGUGUCCAAGAACAGGAAUCGAUAGCAACAGAAGUGUUGACUAAGAAGUCAAACGAUCAUGAACUUAAAGAGCCUGAAGAUGGUGUUUAUAGAUUUCUUGAUGAAAAUGGAAUUCCUGAGGCUGAUCGUGAAAAGUUAGUUGUGAAUGAGUCGACUCCGUCGGGUAAUGAAAAUUGA